GGUGGCUUUUGGCCGCGCCGCCGUCCCGUACUUGGCGUGGCGGUGACGCGUUUCCAUGGGGCAGCGGGGCGCGUGGCACGGCGGGGGCCGGGCGGGGCGGGGCGGCCUUAAAGCGGCCGCGGGGGCAGCGCGAGCCAGGCGGGCAGCGGCGGCCGGAGCUGCGGGUCACGAUGGCGGAGAAGAUCCUGGUGACUGGUGGAGCCGGUUAUAUCGGCAGCCACUGCGUGCUGGAGCUGGUGGAGGCGGGCUAUGUCCCCGUGGUCAUAGACAACUUUCACAACGCCAUCCGAGGUGCCGAUGUGCUCCCUGAGAGCCUCCAGCGUGUGCAGCAGAUCGUGCACCAGCCCAUCCUUUUCCAGGAGCUGGAUGUCACAGACGAGGCAGCGCUGCAGGAGCUCUUCAGCAAGCACCACUUCUCGGCCGUGAUGCACUUUGCGGGGCUGAAGGCGGUGGGGGAGUCUGUGCAGAAGCCCCUGGAGUACUACAGGGUGAACCUCACCGGGACCAUCCGGCUGCUGGAGGCCAUGAAAGCCCACGGCGUGAGGGACAUCGUGUUCAGCAGCUCUGCCACUGUCUACGGAGACCCCAAGUACCUGCCCCUGGACGAGAACCACCCCGUUGGGGGCUGCACCAACCCCUACGGCAAAUCCAAGUACUUCAUUGAGGAGAUGAUUCGAGAUCUCUGCAAAGCGGAGGAGGACUGGAACGCCGUUAUCCUGCGCUAUUUCAACCCUAUCGGUGCCCAUGAAUCAGGGAUGAUCGGAGAAGAUCCUCAAGGGAUCCCAAACAACCUCAUGCCUUACGUGGCUCAGGUGGCGGUGGGGCGCCGCGACGUCCUGAGCGUGUUUGGGGAUGACUACAACACUGACGAUGGAACGGGUGUCAGGGAUUACAUCCAUGUCGUGGAUUUGGCCAAGGGCCACAUCGCUGCUUUGAAGAAGCUCAAAGAGAACUGCGGCUGCAAGAUCUACAAUCUGGGCACAGGCACCGGCUAUUCUGUCCUCCAGAUGGUCCGGGCCAUGGAGAAAGCCUCAGGGAGGGAGAUCAAGUACAAGAUCACCGGCCGGCGGGAGGGAGACGUGGCCUCCUGCUACGCCAACCCGGCGCUGGCUGAGCGGGAGCUGGGCUGGAAAGCUGCUUUCGGCUUGGACAAGAUGUGUGAGGACCUGUGGCGAUGGCAGCUGCAGAAUCCCACCGGCUUCAGCAAGAACUGAGCUGGGCAGCCCCGCCUGCGCCCUCCCCGGGUCCCAGGGAGGUUGCAACAAUCCCAGAUGAAUUUCCAACCCGUCCCUCCCACCCACCCACCCACCUUUUGCAUGGGGCAGGAGCCCCCUCAGCCUCCUCCUGUUCUUCCUCCCUCUCCCCCCAGGUCCUCUUCAUCUCAUAGACCAGAAACAUAAGGAAAAGCAGAGCCAGGGCCUGGCCUCAGCCUAGGGCAGAAAAUCCCCUUGUGGGAACGUACCUGGGGUGCUGCUGGCCUCAGCCGGGAGAAGGUGCUGGUCUGGGCCUUGCACCCGCUCCUGGGGCUGCUCCUAGGCCAUCCCAGUCCUAGCCUGACCCUCUGUCUCCCCAAGUCCCGGAGGAGGGGCACUCCUGGGCCCCAGGCAGGCAGCUAAGGCCCCCACUGCCCCCCAGGCCUGAGAUCAGAGACGGCUGCUCUCUCCCUCACCUACCUCAUGGCCUCAGGCUGCCACAUCUUCCUCUCACCCUCACAGGGACCACAGUCACAGCCUGAGGCCAUUGUCCCCAGGAGGUGGCUCCUGUCCCCAGCGCUGGCCUGGGGCCCGACUCGCGCACCCCGCACCCCCUGGCUCCCCCAGCUCCCAGGCACCGGUUCGCAAAGCAGCCCUGCCGCGCCUGGGCGAGGGAUCACGGCCAGCAGCCCUGGGCUGAGCCGCCCGGCUCCCUCGGCCCCGGAGGGCUGCGUCUCCAUGCCGGGCAGCAGGAGCUCAGAGCUGGCUCGUGUCUAGUUUUGCUUCUCAGUUGCCUGUGGCAGCCACUUCCCUAAUCGUGUUGCCAAGGGCUGCCCAGGAGAAGGCUCUGCUUGGCUGUCAAAUACUGGUCCUAUUUAUUACUGGCAGCUUUAACGGUUUCGUUAGGCAAUGAUGACGCAGCCAGUCUGGUUUGCUGUCACUUGGAUUAAUAACUUAUGCUACUAAAUUAUGAAUGGAGCUUUUGAUUUGUUUUUAAAUAAACUUUCUUACUUUCUAA
Molecule: messenger RNA, 2211 nt
Organism: Dromaius novaehollandiae (emu)
Lineage: Eukaryota; Metazoa; Chordata; Aves; Casuariiformes; Dromaiidae
Gene: GALE
Product: UDP-galactose-4-epimerase
Exons: 11
Coding region: 171-1214 (347 amino acids)
Biological process (GO): beta-D-galactose catabolic process via UDP-galactose, Leloir pathway
Cellular component (GO): cytosol
Molecular function (GO): UDP-glucose 4-epimerase activity
Source: RefSeq, a predicted model, not a curated record